ACAAAAAUACCUUUUCCGAAUGUACUUGUGUCUCAAUUCCAUUCAAUCAUAACAAUUGGAAUCUUUAGAAUUCGUUCAUGUUCAAGAUUAUAAUUCAUCAGUAUUAAUGCGCAUUAAAACGGCCAUUGAAGUGUCUUGUUAUUUAAAAUUCAAGUCAAAUUUCCAUUCUUGAUCGACACAAUUUAUUAAUACUUGAAACCGCGCAACGAAAAAUAUCAGCUUUAGAUACAAACAACUCGUAUGCUACGUUUUCGUAUGAUCAUUGUAACAAAAUGUUUUUACUAAAACGAUUUAAAGGCGUAAGGUUAUUCAAAAUAACGCUUCAUCAUUAUAUCAAAUACAAGCAUACUUCUGUUGACAAUGUGGUUUGAAACGUAUGAUUGAUGUCACGUAAACACAACUUAUCGCAGAAGAAACAAAACGUUUCAUUGCUGGAUCUACGCGUGUAUUGGUAUUAGAAAUACUUGUUCACAUUAGAUGCUUUUGUAGUUUUGUGCAUUUUCUCUUGGGAGCGCUAUCUGAUGAUGAUUUUUUUCUAACAUUAUUACUCUAUGUUCGUGAAGUUUAUAGAAAGAUUCAACUGUAUAACUUUAAAACUUCAGAUUAAAGCAAAUAUUUUGGCACAUGGUUAAACAAGUCCGAUACAAAGCAUUUAUACACAUCUACUUAACUUCGGUACCUAACAAUCCUUGAUAAACUUACCUUGUUUUAAUAUAGUAUACAUGUAUAUGUACUGUGUUGUUUGAAGAGUUUUGUGCUGUUGUUCCAUGUUUCUGGUUUGUGAUUUUUUGUGUUCUAUGGCUUUGGCGUUUACCCUGUGCCAUUAAAUGGGAUUUAUGUUUCAACGUUUUGCUACUGAGCUUGUUUCAGUAGUUUUAUUAUAUCAAUAUUGAACAAGUUUGUCAACAUUUGAAUGUUUCUUUUGCUUGUGUGUAUCUAAGGUAAAUGAUCCAUAAUACUUGACUUGAAAAAGCUGUUCGUUAUACCUAUCAGCUAGUUAGGAUAUACGAUUUGUUCAAUAGCCGUAAGCCAACAUUUAAUCUAUUUGUUUCGUUCGUGAAUUUUCUUAUAUUAAUAACAAAUGAACUCGUCAAAGUCGAUUCAAAGUGUAUCAUUAAGUUAACUUUAAGUUCAAUAAGGUCCUGGUCCUAGUUUCUCAGAAUUUCUAAAGUUCUUACUUAGCUAAGUAUUAUACUUAAGACAUGUGUAUAUUGUAAAUAAAAUGGAAAGAAAGAUAAUAUCACAUAAACACAUAUUACUGCAGAAAAAAACAACAUGCUGGAUCUACGUCUAUUUGGUAUUUGAAAUACGUGUACAUAUAAGUUGCUUUUGAAAUGUUCUUGGCAUAUUCGUUUGGGAAUGCUAUCUGAAUGGUGAUCAUUGUACUUAUGAAAUUUAAAUGCCGUUUGGUAAAUCGCGCUCCUCUCACCGAUUUGGCUUUUAAUAUAUGAAUGCGUUGUUAGUGUUUGUUUCUAAAGUGAGCUUUAUUAUUGUUUGUAAGAAAAUUCAUAAUACCUAGAAGAAAGGUUUAACUUUAUGUAUUCAGAUGUAAGCGUAUCUUAAACGGGUCCUUUGCAUUGCAUAUACACACAUUUAUUUAACAGAGUUGUGAACUUUUCAAUGUUUCUUUGCUUGUUUGUAUCUAAGUCACCUUUCAGCUAGUUAGGAUAUAAGAGGUGUUCAGGACCGUAAUUCAAUAUUCAAUCCAAAUGAUCUGUUUGUGAAUUCUGAUAUUAACAAGUGAACUCGUCAAAUUUGUACCUUAAAAGUUGUUAAAGGUUUUUUCUGAGCUGAGAACUCUGUUAAAACAUUUGUAUACUGUGAAUAUAACGGAAAUUACAUCUGGAUCUUUCAUAUAUCAAUUUAUGUUGUUGUUUUAUUAUUAUUUAAACCAUAUAAUGUGCGCUCACUUAUUUUAUAUUGUCAUGUUAUAUGCUUAAACUGCCGAGUACACUAAACAAAUUCGAUGUUUUAUUCAAUAACAUCAAUACAAAAUAUAGCCAUCUGCUACUUAAACGGAAGCUGCUGCACAUAAUUUCACCGAGCUGUACUGCCAUCAGCGGAGAUUAGUAAUGCAAAACACAUGCGAAAUCACGUUCAAAUUAUACAGUGUAGCGUGUGUGGAGAUUAAGCUUGAUUCUUAUCAUCCUGUGGUUUCGAGUUGUUGAUUUUUUCGAUGUAAAUGUGCAAAAUUCAUAAUAAUUGGUGAUAAGUGAUUUUUCUUGGAAGCUUAAGCUGUUUAACAAUGGCUGAAGAAAUAUCGGCUCCUCGAAUUGUGUUCAAGCAAAUGGUACAUAGGGGAAUUCCUUUGUUUGAAUGUGAAAUUGACCGAAUUGAAGCCAUGGACACAUUUGACGAUGACAUCUGGCUUUGUGGAUACCCUAGAUCCGGAAAUACCUUGACACAGGAAAUGACAUACCUUAUACAGACACUCGAUUUUGGCCGUGCAAACUCCGUUUACCUCGAGGACAGAGUGCCUUGGAUUGAUGCCAAAGAUGACCGCUUACAGAAAGUAAAAGGUGUUGAUGCCAUAGAAGAACAGAUCAGACCAAGAUUUGUAAAAUGUCAUCUUCCAUACGAUUUCCUGCCAAGUCAGUUAAAAGAUGGCAAGGGAAGGAUUAUAUACGUAUCUCGAAACGCCAAGGACGUAUUUCAGUCCUACUACCGGAUUAUGCUGUGGGAUGACCAACUUGACACUUCUAAAGAAACCUUAAACACUUUCUUUGAAAACUUCGUGAAAGGCAAAGACCUAUACGGAUUAUGGACCGACCAUAUCAUUGGCUACUGGAAAAAACGCGACAAUGUGCUCUUUCUCAAAUUUGAAGACAUUGUUAAGGAUAUGCCGACGGCCAUUCGAACAAUAGCAACGUUUCUGGGACGAACGUUAGCGGAAGAUGACGUCACAAAAAUAUGGAAACAUUGCCACGUGAACAAUAUGAGGGACAAUCCGAUGGUAAACUUUUCCUACAAGGCAAAGAAUAUGUCGAUUCGCCAAGAAGUGGGAGCAUUUAUAAAUAAAGGAGAACCUGGUGUUUGGCGUAAUGUUUUAACUCCGCAGAUGAGUGAACAGAUAGACGUCAUGAUGAUACCACUGGAUGGAACAGGACUUAAGUUUGAAUUUUCAUAAUACAAUGGAAACGAUGGGACAAAUUCAGAUAUAUGACAUGAUGAAACCUCUGGAUUGAACGGGGUUCUGGUUUGAAAUGACAAAAUAUAAUGAAAAAUACAGGGACAAUCUCUGAUAGAAGGCACGAUAAAACCUCUUGAUAGAACGGUACUCGAGUUUGAAUUGUCAAAAUACAAUGAAAAAUCAGGAACAAAUUCGGAACAUGAUAUGAUGAAACCCUUGGAUGGUACUGGACUCGAGUUUAAAAUUGUCAUAUGAAAAAAUGGAAACUACAGCGACUAGCUCAGUAACAGGCUUCCUGUUUUAAAACACAAUGUUCAUGGCCUGAUAUACAGUAAAGGGUCGCACUUAUAUAACACGUUUUAGUGUUUAAGUAAUAUUGCUUGAUACAUCUUUUAUUAGCAUCCGUUUUAUUUAUUCAUUUUGAAUCCAUAUCAUAUUGUUGUUUAUGUUUCCAUUUGUACAUGCAAUGGCUUUGUUUUCAUUGAUAUGCUCAGUUAUGGGCCUUGUUAACAAUUAAACUUAAAACUUGAA
This is a messenger RNA of Mya arenaria, 3661 nucleotides long. Its product is annotated as sulfotransferase 1C2A-like. Bases 2246 to 3127 code for a protein of 293 amino acids. The record is from RefSeq and is a predicted model, not a curated record. NCBI's taxonomy places the organism in Eukaryota, Metazoa, Mollusca, Bivalvia, Myida, Myidae. Gene Ontology annotation, molecular function: sulfotransferase activity. Gene Ontology annotation, cellular component: cytoplasm. Gene Ontology annotation, biological process: sulfation. The transcript has 7 exons.